Trichomycterus rosablanca is the source of this 1821-nucleotide messenger RNA. It is a transcript of the gene ube2d2, whose product is annotated as ubiquitin-conjugating enzyme E2D 2 (UBC4/5 homolog, yeast). Gene Ontology annotation, cellular component: nucleus. Gene Ontology annotation, biological process: protein polyubiquitination. The record is from RefSeq and is a predicted model, not a curated record. Gene Ontology annotation, molecular function: ubiquitin conjugating enzyme activity. Lineage: Eukaryota; Metazoa; Chordata; Actinopteri; Siluriformes; Trichomycteridae. Bases 233 to 676 code for a protein of 147 amino acids. The transcript has 7 exons.
UUGGUAGCGGCCGCCGCUGCAGGAGGAAGGAGUGCUAUUACUCGGAGCGUCGCUACCUUUCAGUUUCGCCUUCAAAAUUGGACAUCAACCGGGUUUCCUUACGUCAGAUCACGUUUGGAGGAAGGUUAAAUCUGAGGUGUAUUUUUCUCGCACCGUUUCGGACUGGAUUGUAGAGAAGAAUCGAUUGUUUUUUGUUAAAUAAUCGAGCGUUUUUACUGACAGCGGCACAACAAUGGCACUGAAAAGAAUUCACAAGGAGCUGCACGAUUUGGGCCGUGACCCCCCUGCCCAGUGCUCAGCAGGACCAGUAGGAGACGACAUGUUUCACUGGCAGGCCACAAUAAUGGGACCAAAUGACAGUCCUUACCAGGGUGGUGUGUUCUUCCUGACCAUUCACUUUCCCACAGACUACCCCUUCAAACCGCCAAAGGUUGCAUUCACCACAAGAAUUUACCAUCCAAAUAUCAACAGCAAUGGCAGCAUCUGUCUGGAUAUCCUAAGGUCUCAAUGGUCACCUGCCCUCACCAUCUCCAAAGUCCUCUUGUCUAUCUGCUCUCUGCUGUGCGACCCCAACCCGGACGACCCCUUAGUACCCGAGAUUGCCCGCAUCUACAAGACUGACAGGGAAAAGUACAACAGAAUAGCUCGGGAAUGGACACAAAAGUAUGCAAUGUAGUUUUGGAGCUAUCACAGCAGGAAAAAAAAUUACUCCUCUCUGUCUUAAAGGUUAGGGGAGAUUUGAAAGUUUAAGAGAUUUAAAACAAAAAAAAAAAGCUUCUGAAAAAAAAUCUUGUUGGUUUCCAUUGGAGUGCUUUCUUUAAGCCACACCUCCCCUCACCAGAGCACCUGUCCCAAUUCCCAGCCCCUUUCCUUUCAUAGCCAUGAUGUACAUACAUUCAGACUGUAGCCCAGCCCCCAGCUUAUUUCCUCCAGCUAUACCACCAUCACCACCUUUUCCAUCCCAAAACUGAGAAGCUGCGCUCGGCGUCUCUGCUUUAGCGUCUCCGUUGCUGUGGUGACUUGCCUGCUGCUUAGGAUCAAUCAGCCUCAGUUUGUUUUUUUUUUGGUUUUUUUCUUUUGCAGUUAAAAAGAUGUUCAUGACUGUAAAGGCAUUCCUUGUUUUUAAACACUGGGGAGGGAGGGCCGUUCUCUUUUUCUUUCCCAUUUUCUAAUAUAGUGAAGAUUAAGAGAUACAUUCUUGUUCGUUUCUUUCUAUUUCCUGGGCUUCCAAGUGUAUAUUGGAUCAGGAAAACUUUUCUUUUGGCACAGCAGGGAGGGGUGUAUGCUGGCUGUCUUUUGUAUAAAAAUCUAUAAGGAGUUCUUUUUAAAAAAAACCAUAGCAGGUUAUUAAUGGAAAAUGUCAAGUCUCUUUGGGUCCAUUAUUGUGAAUCAUUUAAAGGACUUGGAUACUAUGAAUAUAUUUUGUUUCCCAUUUGCCAUAACCAAGACUGUCUCUACUUUUUUUCUUAGCCAUGACCAACUUCACAUUCAUUUACUUACGGAGGCUUUUGGACCAGUUAUUUAAAAUUGUAGAUGAGCAUGCAGUUUAUUUUUCUUCUUUUCCUUUCUUCUUUUCUUUUCUUUUUUUGUUUUCGCCUCUCUACCAGCCCUCUGUAACUCUAAGUUUUAGCUGCAUUAGUCCCCCCCUUCUGCUCUUGUUGAAUUAGAUGCUAACAUGGCUUAGACAGACUUGAUUGGGUCCCUGGGUGAGAGGAAACAAACUCUUCACAAACAAACUUCUGUAUAUUUAAUUUCCUGACAGGCUCAUUGAGCUUUGUGUGUUGAUUAAACUGUGUAAUAAAAUGAUUACUAAAGUCUCAA